ACCCUAGAUUGCCGCAAAUCCGUAUACGAACUUUGAACGCCGGAGGAAAGCAAAGAGAAGCCACACGCCCACACCAUGUCUUCGAAGAGAAAGGUUAGAGAGCCAAAGGAAGAAAAUGUUACCCUUGGACCUGCUACCCGUGAAGGAGAGCUGGUAUUUGGUGUGGCACAUAUCUUUGCAUCAUUCAACGAUACUUUCAUUCAUGUCACUGAUAUUUCUGGAAGAGAAACCAUGGUUCGAAUUACUGGUGGGAUGAAAGUGAAGGCUGAUAGGGAUGAAUCAUCUCCCUAUGCAGCUAUGCUUGCUGCACAAGAUGUUUCUCAGCGAUGCAAGGAACUUGGCAUCAAUGCUCUUCACAUAAAGUUGCGUGCAACCGGAGGGAAUAAGACCAAGACACCUGGUCCAGGUGCCCAGUCUGCCCUCAGAGCUCUUGCUCGUUCUGGAAUGAAAAUUGGUCGCAUAGAGGAUGUGACACCAAUUCCAACAGAUAGCACCCGUCGAAAGGGUGGUAGAAGGGGAAGGAGGCUGUGAUUCAUUUGCAUUUUGGAUUGUUACUGUUUUAUGAUGACUUUUGUAAGAGAGGUUAUUUGAUAGCCUGGAUAUGUUUCUCUGUAUUUUUGGUAUUAAUAUUUCGUGCUAAUUCGGCAACUUCGGUUUUUGAAAGAAAUAUUGAAGUUUCACCUAA
Molecule: messenger RNA, 685 nt
Organism: Cynara cardunculus var. scolymus (artichoke)
Lineage: Eukaryota; Viridiplantae; Streptophyta; Magnoliopsida; Asterales; Asteraceae
Product: 40S ribosomal protein S14-3
Exons: 6
Coding region: 76-531 (151 amino acids)
Biological process (GO): translation; ribosomal small subunit assembly; maturation of SSU-rRNA from tricistronic rRNA transcript (SSU-rRNA, 5.8S rRNA, LSU-rRNA)
Cellular component (GO): ribosome; cytosolic small ribosomal subunit
Molecular function (GO): small ribosomal subunit rRNA binding; structural constituent of ribosome; mRNA 5'-UTR binding
Source: RefSeq, a predicted model, not a curated record